Molecule: messenger RNA, 1931 nt
Organism: Hypoxylon fragiforme
Lineage: Eukaryota; Fungi; Ascomycota; Sordariomycetes; Xylariales; Hypoxylaceae
Exons: 1
Coding region: 263-1627 (454 amino acids)
Source: RefSeq, a predicted model, not a curated record
UUUACUUCGUACCACCCACAUAACAUCAGGUCAGCUGCGACUCUUUUCGGGACAUUUAUUUCCAAUUCGACUUCCUUCAUUUUCAAACUUCCGAAUACACCAUAUAUCUUAUAUUGUUCAUAUUGUUCAUACAUGUACUAUCCCAUCUGCAAAUUCUUGUUGGCCACUACAUACUGUCAAGUAGAGAGCGCCCCAAUCAUAAAAAAGUAUAUAGGUACACGCUAAUCACCAUUCGCGCGCAAUUAUUGCGAUAAUCUUCAAUAUGCUCGACGAGAACUUGCCAACCUUCUUCUUUAGACAUUCGUCUAAUAACCCGCUCCUUGAUGUCCUUUACUUCUCACAGAACGGCUCUGAGCCCACGCCCGAAUAUUCCCUUCAGAGAAUCAAUCCGGACUUACCCCAGUCGAAGAAUAAAUAUGCCGUGGCUUUAGAAGAUGCGUGCGUUCAGGAUGUCAUCUUUGCUGAAGUCGUGAUUGAGCCCGAACUUCAACAACUUCCCCUUUCCGCUGCCGAGAGUCGACAGCUAAAUGGCGCUCCACCCCCUCCUGUACCUAACAUACCCGAUGGAUUCACCAUACAGCUUUAUAACCCGGAACAGCAGGUUGUGGUGAAGGGAGAGAAGAGUACAUGGACCGGAAAGGAGUCAUGGGAGUUUGAGAUGCCACAACAGAGUUUUCGCAUGCCUUCAACCGCCAAGGUCGAUCGCCAACAAACCACACCAGUUGCAAGCAACAUCACCCCCAAGAUCAUGUUUAAGUGGAAGCGAGACAGCAAAUUCUCUAAAGACAUGACAUGCUAUAUGACGGGAACUUCGAUCGGUGGCAGAAAGAACAAGGAUCCAGACAUCACCAUAGCACUAUUUAAGCACGGGAGGGAAUCCAGCGUCACUAUAUACGAACCCAACUUACAGAGGGUAGACAUAGAGGAUCGCAAAGGUCUCGAAGUUGUACUACUGCUUGGUGCCGAGGUCAUUCGUGAGAUAUACCUCUUCCCUAGCCGCGACUCUUUUAAUAUUGCUGGCGCGCCAACUAGGCGCAAGAAUUCACGACCAAGUCCAAGUCCAACCUCAACACCACCGGCGCCUGUCAUGACCAGUGCUUUGGGAAAUGUACCUACCACUACCUCGCCUAUCACGCAACAGCCAACCCCGCCUCAGGAUGCCAGAAUCGAAAAUGAAACUAGGCGCCUUCAAGCACUAGUCCAGCAAGAGGAACGGGAGCGUGAGAAACAGGAACGUGAGGAGCAGAAGCGCAUCAAGAGGAUGUUAGAUGAGGAGGAAAAGGAGCGAAGACGCCGCGAUGCUGAAGUAGACAAGGAGACAGCGAGGUUGCUGAAAGAAUUCGGCAUACAAGGACAAGAUUUUGGCCCCAAACCAAACUUGCCUCCUCGACCAAGUGCAGGACCAAGUUUUGCACAGGGCCCACAGUUACACCCCCCAAUUCCACCGCCGCGGCCCUUGAGCGCUGAGCCGCGACCGCACGGGGGAGGCUUAAGUAGCUGGUUCCACGGCAUGGCCCCACAUGCAGUUGCUCCGUCGUCGAGCCAGCCUCUACCUCACUCGGGGCGUAGGAGAGGGGGGAGUGCAGAUGCCGGGAAGAUGCAGAAGAAGAAGAGCACUUUUUUCUAGAGGAAAAGGGUCUGUCUCUGUGUGUGUUAUCCGUUCAAUUUGAACUGUAAAAAGCAGGACAUUUGUAAAGGCUAGAUUGCUAGGGGCUGAUUUGUAAUGAUACCCAUGAGAUAUUCCCCUUGAGUUUGUACCCAUCUACUGUCGUUGGGGGUCAACGAGGGAGGUAGGAAUGCCUAGGGCAUAUGGUGUCCUUGCUUUAGGGCUCCUUCGCUCUUGAAAUGUAAAUACUAUGUAUUAGUUGUCAGAUACCCCCGAGCUCUGUUUAUAAGUGUCAUAGUGAAUAAAAUAGUCUGACCCAGGAUAA